Molecule: messenger RNA, 2647 nt
Organism: Morus notabilis
Lineage: Eukaryota; Viridiplantae; Streptophyta; Magnoliopsida; Rosales; Moraceae
Product: probable GMP synthase [glutamine-hydrolyzing]
Exons: 6
Coding region: 769-1920 (383 amino acids)
Biological process (GO): base-excision repair
Molecular function (GO): DNA-3-methyladenine glycosylase activity
Source: RefSeq, a predicted model, not a curated record
CAAAGAAAUUCAAGUUCCUCCUCCUCCUUACUCACUCCCAAGUCCUCAGAUCGAAAAACUCGUCAGCUCUUCAAUUGCAGACAGAAGCAUAAUCACUCUCCUCCUGCAUUUUCUCGGGAAAAUUUCUUCUCUCUGCUGUUUUCAUCAUUUUCUCGGAAAAAGUAUGGGAACAAUUGCAAAGAGACACGCAGUGUUGUCAGCUUUUCUCUCUCCAAUGUGCGGGAGAGACUGAAACGACACAGUUUCAAACAACCCACAGCUCUACACUUCUUUUUCUUUUCUAGAGAGAGAAAGAGAAGGGAGAAGAGAGUAAGAGCUGCAGUCAGAGCUCAGAAAACCCUUUUUUUCUUCUUCUCGUUUUUCCACAAAAUGCAGAAUGGGAAUCUCUGUGCCUCGAGGCUAUUUGAAAGCUCAUUUUCGUUCUCACUUUUCAUACAUAAUAAUUUAUUUUUAUUUCUCUGAAUUUCCCAGCUUGCUCAUAUAAAAUAAAAGCUUCUUCCUUUGGCAUCAAAAGAUUGAGGAGAGCCUUGGUUCAAUGGAUAUGCCUACAGGAAAGCAUUGUGAUUUCACUUUUAUUGAGCUUUCUGCAGUGAUCUGAGCUAAUUUUGUUGGUGGAUUUUUGGAGGCAGUGUUGAAUGUUUGAUUGAAAAAAAAGAGAUAUCACAGAAUUGGAGACUUUAAGAAGAUUAAGAUUAUUUCUUUGCGGAAAAGAAAGAAAGAGGUUUCGUUCUUGAGAGCCAAAACGGUUUUAUUAUUUUGUCCCCAUCAAUGUCAGGAGCUCCAAGAGUGAGGUCCAUGAAUGUGGCUGAUUCAGAGUCUAGGCCAGUGCUUGGACUGGCCGGAAAUAAGGCCGGUACAUGGAGUAGUACCCGUAAAUCCACUUCAAAAACUCCGAGAAAAGUAGAUAAAUCGCCUGAUGAGGUCACAUUGUCUGAGGAGAAGAAGAAGACCCGUCAAGUGUCUUCCACUGGUGCCACUUCUCCUCAGCUGCAUUCUUCAAGUGUCCCCUCGGUCCUCCGCCGACAUGAGCAGUUGUUGCAUUCUAACCUGUCCUUGAAUGCUUCUUGCUCUUCGGACGCCUCUACAGAUUCUUUCCACAGUAGAGCGUCUACCGGCAGGCUGCUGACUCGGUCGUAUAGCACGGGAAGUAGGCGGAAGCAGUUAGUUUCGCGGACGAGAAGUGUUGUUUCUGAUGGUGGGUUGGAGUCUCCUCCUGAUGAUUCACAGCAAAAGAAGAGGUGUGCUUGGGUGACGCCUAAUACUGAGCCAUGUUAUGUUGCUUUCCACGACGAAGAAUGGGGGGUUCCAGUACAUGAUGAUAGGAAACUCUUCGAGCUUCUUGUUCUUUCUGGUGCACUGGCUGAACUUACAUGGCCUGCCAUUUUAAGCAAAAGACACAUUUUUAGGGAAGUUUUUGCAGAUUUUGAUCCAGCUGCUGUCUCAAAAUUGAAUGAGAAGAAGAUAAUGGCACCAGGAAGCACUGCAAGCUCCCUAUUGUCGGAGCUGAAAUUACGUGCCAUUAUAGAAAAUGGGCGGCAAAUAUCUAAGGUCAUAGAUGAGUUUGGAUCUUUUGACAAUUACAUUUGGAGCUUUGUGAACAACAAGCCUAUAGUCAGCAAGUUCCGUUAUCCACGCCAGGUACCUGUCAAAACCCCGAAAGCAGAUGUGAUAAGCAAAGACCUCGUGAGGAGGGGAUUCCGAAGUGUAGGACCGACAGUUGUGUACUCUUUCAUGCAAGUUGCGGGAAUCACAAACGACCAUCUCAUCAGCUGCUUCAGAUUUCAGGAAUGUCUGAAUGCAGCGGAAGGGAAGGACGAGAACGGUAUCAAGAACGAGGCCGGGGAGAAGAAUAAAAACAAUAACGGAGCGGAAUCAGAACUAUGCAUUGGCAUUGAGGAAUUAAAUUUCAGCUCAGAAUGAUGAAACAAAGCUCCUGGUUCAAUCAAUCAUCGGCGCAAAGGUGAUUUGUGUAUAAAAAUUUUCAUGAAUCUUUUAAGAGCUUAAGAAGCAUCAUGGAUUUUCUUUUACAGAAUUAGAUUACUGAAAGUAAAUUAAUGUAACUGGUGAUUGUGCUGUCGGUGGGGGGGCUUCUACAGAGAGCCUUUGAAGCUGGAUGUGCAAUUUUUUGUACAGUUUGAAAGGGGGAAAAAAAGUCUUUAAAAAGACCAGACUCUUGUUGUGAUCAAGAGAAAUGAACAAAUUUUUGUUGUGCAAAGCCAUCAAUCACCGUCCGAUUUAUGAUGACCUUACAGUUGUGGGGGUUGGGACCCAGGUGUCUGGAGGGCUAUGGCCUUAGGAUGUGGUGGACAGCUAGAGGCUUAUAAUAUUAACUGAUUGGUCAGUUUUGCUUUUAAUAAUGACAAUAAAAGAUGAGUAGCACAAUGUUUCUUUGUCUCCCUAGGACUGGGGAGGACUCCCAAUUGAUAGACAGACAUGUUUGUACUGUUGGCACCAGACCACCAAAUUAUGAAAGGGCAGCCCUUGUUUCCUAGAGUGAUAUGAGAUAGCUGAAAAUUGUUGUUGGAUUGCUUUAUAUUGGAAAACCAAUCUAGGCUUAAAAUUUGUAUAAUCUAGCCAAACAUAAAUAAACGGGUAUAACGAUUGAUGGAUGGGGUUGCGUUUUUUCUUUUUUCUUUUUUUUUUCUCU